AUGAAUUCUAAAACCAAGAGACACGACCUCACUGUUUGGAAUAUGGUUCAGGUUCCAGUUAUGGGCAUUAGAAAAGAUCCAAAGGCUCCUCAGUCGUUGACGCAUUGGGUCGCGUCGUACCCGCGCACUAUGUUAUUCCCAAGUACGUACGCGCUGCCAAAUUAUCUUCACAAACACUACAAAAUUCAUCACUAUUUGCUUGACGAUGAUGACAUGUUGGCUAUUAAACAUAUCACUGCUGAUACACCAGGUUUCAAAUGGACAAAGGAAUCAGUGACUGGCUUCGCUUCUCUCGAAAAUUUUAUGAGACUUGUUUUGACGAUCCCAGGAAAUUAUCAACAGAAGAAACUGUAUAUGCGAAUGAUUCCAGCACUUGCAAUGGGAGAAACCAGAAAUCGAGUCGCUCGUGUGUUUGCCGAUGAGGUCGCCUUGAUGAUACCGUUGUUGAAAGAGCAGCAAGGAGAGCCUUUGGAAGAUCCGAAAGGUGAGCAGGAAAAGUUAUUCAAGAUGCUGAAUCAUCUUGAGAAAGCAUACCGCAGUACCAUUACACUCGAAAGAUUGCACGAAUUGCUUUGUGAAUACGACAUCGACAAAUCAUUACUUACGCUUGUCGACGAUCCAGUGCAUAUCAUUGGAUGCAAAUCUUUUGCCCAAACUGGCGUUCAUUUCAAGAUUCUCAACACUGUUGGAACCAAAAUGAUUAGUAGAGAACAGGCCGUUCUAUACAUGUAUGAGACGCUGAUUUGUGGUGUGAACUGGACUGGUAUUGACAAAGAAAAGAAACGAAACUGUUAUAUCUUGUACAUUCCAUUACUAAGAGUCAUUCUGGAUCUGAAAAAGAAAAAUCCUGAAAUUUAUAACACUGGAGACCAAUGGAUGGAUUUUCUCUAUUUGAAUAAGUGUCCAAAUGAUUUUGUUAGCCCAGACGACUUUAAAGAAAUAACUGAUGACUUUGAUAUCGAUUACUUCGAUAAUCCAUUUAUCAGAGAAAACUUGUUGCCUGUUUGGCUUGUACGAGCUAUGUUGGUUCUUGGAUGGAUGAAUGGCAUCGUUCGAGAUGAAUCAGAUCUUCUCAAAUUUGUUUCCAACAUCAUAUUUGUUCUCGUCGAUGCUCUUAUGCCGUCAGUUCCGCCGCAAGAUCGUCAGCGCAUCAUUGAUACUGGCAACGCGGCUCUGGAGUUAUGGUUAGCAUCAACCGAUUCGAGUGAGAGUGAAAACGAGGAGAGAGCAAAAGAAGUUCUAGACGCUAAUCAGCCGUCGACUUCGCAGCCACAAGAACAUUCAAGCCAAGGAAAGGAAAUUCCUGCUAACAUUAAACACGACGAAGACAAGAAGAACCCAGUUUCCAAAGAUUCCAGAUGA
This is a messenger RNA of Caenorhabditis remanei, 1362 nucleotides long. RefSeq lists its product as uncharacterized. Bases 1 to 1362 code for a protein of 453 amino acids. The record is from RefSeq and is a predicted model, not a curated record. NCBI's taxonomy places the organism in Eukaryota, Metazoa, Nematoda, Chromadorea, Rhabditida, Rhabditidae. The transcript is spliced from 8 exons.